Podospora pseudocomata is the source of this 1918-nucleotide messenger RNA. RefSeq lists its product as uncharacterized. The record is from RefSeq and is a predicted model, not a curated record. The transcript is spliced from 2 exons. The coding region runs from base 1 to 300 and encodes 99 amino acids. Gene Ontology annotation, molecular function: protein binding. Lineage: Eukaryota; Fungi; Ascomycota; Sordariomycetes; Sordariales; Podosporaceae.
AUGAAUUUCCUUCCAAGCUGGUCGGUUUCCCGAUCCGUGGCUCGGUGUUUAGAGCUGCCGUGGUGCUCACCCCAUAUGGGAGAAGUCUUGGGUUGCAACGCACUGAACGAAGCCAUCAUCACCGAUAACGUACACCAGGUUGAACUUUUUGCGACCCAGUACCCUUAUAUGCUAAGGGAAUAUAACGUCUUGGGCAAAACUCCAUUUCAUCUCGCUGUUGGCAAUCCGGAAUGUUUACGUUUACUACUCGCUGCAACAAAAGAAACGUCGCUUUUCGAUGAGAUAGACAACCACGGUUAGACGCCACUAGCAUGUGCCUUUACCUUAGCGGUAGAAAGGGCAAAAAUCGCACUGCACCAUCUCAAUGUACCGAUUGCAUUUGUUCCCAAUCAAUACUUCUUCUCCUGGAAGCCGGGGCAUCGCUUCAUCUUUUCCGGGACGGUGGCACAAGCCGACCAGCCAAACAUAUUAUCUGCAAGGCUUCCUAUCACAGGCUUCUGAGCGAGGAAAAUGGACUUAUGCAGAAUAUUUCAAGCAGCAGAGAGAAAUCCUGAAGGCUUUUGCGCUCCAGUCUCUUCCGCGCAGCAAGUGGGAUGUUUUGGGCCUCACCAAUCCUGAUGUCCUGGACGCCAAAAUUCCAGCUGUGGUCCAAGCCCUUAACGAACAGGGCACCGAGAUACCUGAUUUCGCGGAAAACUUCAAAACUGGCACCUACGAAGACCCGGGAUACUACUUAUCGUUGUAUAUGCUGCUAGGCAAUCCUCACGACGCCGAUAUUUUCUGGGAUCUCGGCUUUAUGGAUACAUGCUUGCCAUUGUUUCCAGGCUACGGGCAUGACGGCUACAAUUCACUCGACUGUCUGUACUGGCUUCAUAACCACGGGGUAAAUUUUCAUUCACCUAUCAUUGAUCCCUCUCUCGAUGGCAGGAUUUCUUUCCGUGCACAUUUGGUGCUCUAUAAGCUUGGAUACUCACUCUCGUUUUGACGAUUCGUGGGUCGGAUUUGGUAAUAAGCACUGGUUUCACCACAUUCUCACCAACGUACCAUCUGAGUCGACUCUUUCCAGAGACAAUUGCCAAUGUCGCUGUACCCGCCAAGGCUGCACAUCUUUGACCUUUCUGUUAAAGGGUUUUCACGCUCGUACGAUCCAUCCACUUCCCGUUGGUUCCCCUCCCAUCACUUUCCUGCGACAUUCGGAAGGAACUUUUGAGAGUGCUCACCACCAGGAGGUGGUUCUCCGGCUUGUGACCUUCCAGGCCUUUCAACUACCACACACUUGCUGCUAUCCACGCCAUAAUUUCCUUUGCCAUGUACCAUACCCAUUAAACUCAAGCCCUUCGAGUUCUUGUCAGGACAGCAGGUGCAGGUGGAAGCCACAAUGCUCAGAAGAGUUAUCUGAAAUUAAAGCCGAACAUCGUUUUGAAUUCGUUUGCUUCGAGAAGCUUCUUGGUGAGCUCGAAACGGAACUUGAAAUGAUACUUGAGAAUCCCAAAAAGAGCACUGAGGAUAUCCUUAAUUCUUGGCAAAUGGUCUGAGAACCCAGAAUUAUCAACGCCUUGGAGCAGCUCAACGGGAAUAACUUGACAGAUGAUGAAAUCUCAAGGGGGGAAAGUCUUGGUGUAGUGUGGGGUCCAGAACCUAACACAGAGAUGUAUGGCUGGGACCGAGACAUCAAUCCUUACGGGCAUGAUCCGUUUUCUGAGACUAUGGAUUAUUGGUUCUACAACCUAGAUCGUUUAGUUCCAGAGGUUCCCUGAACAGGAUAUAGUCGGUCGCCUCGACAGGCUAUGGAAGAGUGGAACAAGGAUAGAAAGGCCAAGGAAGGGUUGAAGUAACUGUUGUUGUUGACGCGCAGAGUUAAAACAUGUAUCCAGUAAGAGCUAAAGUUUUCAGGGUCAUAACCUUGGGUAUCACGAGA